Darwinula stevensoni is the source of this 1014-nucleotide messenger RNA. Lineage: Eukaryota; Metazoa; Arthropoda; Ostracoda; Podocopida; Darwinulidae. The record is from the annotation of a GenBank genome assembly.
UCCUCGACAGAUCCGCGACGGGCGUGCUCGGGCUCGGAAUCGUCGGAUCGCAUGCGACGAGGUCUGCCGAGGAAGUUCCCCGUGGCCGGGGUGGCCCGGACCGUCGUCGUGGCGUCGGGGAAGGGAGGGGUCGGGAAGUCCACCACGGCAGUGAACUUGGCCCUGGCCCUGGCGCAGAGCGAGGGGGACGAGCGGGUGGGGAUCCUGGAUGCGGACAUCUACGGCCCGUCCAUCCCCAUCAUGAUGAAGAGGCACGACGAACCUCGAGUGAACAAGCAGAACCUGAUCGUACCUCACGUUCAGUACGGCGUCAAAUGCAUGUCCAUGGGAUUCCUGGUGGACGCGAGCAAGCCGAUCGUCUGGAGGGGGCUCAUGAUCAUGUCGGGGAUCCAGAAGCUGCUGCGCGGGGUGGCCUGGGGACCCCUGGACUACCUGAUCGUCGACAUGCCUCCCGGGACCGGAGACACCCAGCUCUCCAUCGCGCAGAGCAUCCCCGUCGAUGGAGGGGAUGCGAUCUCCUUUGUUUCGUUCCUCGGGGGAUGCGCGCUUCGAAAGCGACCUCCUUUCUCGCCCCUCGAGGGGAUCCCGACGCGAAUGCAACCUCCUUUCCCCUUCUUCCCUCGAGGCGCCGUGAUCGUGACGACGCCGCAGGACGUGGCCCUGGUGGACGCUCGGAAAGGAGCGGCGAUGUUCCAGCAGACCGGCGUCCCCGUCCUCGGGCUGGUGCAGAACAUGAGUCGGUUCGUCUGUCCCGGCUGCGGGCGGGAGAGCCACAUCUUCGGGCGGGGUGGCGCCGCUCGACUCGCGGCGGAAAUGAAUGUGGACCUGAUCGGUGAUGUCCCCAUCGACCCUGCAAUCCAAGAAACGAGCGAUGCGGGUCUGCCGAUCGUUUACUCCCAACCGCAGAGCGAACAGGUACCGCAGUCGCCCUCCGUAAAAGCAGUUCGAUGUGAAAUAGUCACGUUAGACGAUUUAAAAUCGUCCAAUCGCCAGUUGGCGACCGAUUAUCGCUGA